AUGGCUCCCACAGAAAGCAAGAAGCGCCUCGCUCUGGCUAUCAUUGAUUUCCUUGGCACCAGCGCGAAAGAUGGCACCCUUACUGCCGACGAUGCCGAGUCGAUUGAAAUCGCCCAGUCCUGUAUCGCCGACACCUUCAAGGUGGAUCCGACCGACGAGGCGGCCGUGAAGGUUGCCGUGGGUGGACAAUCUCUGGCCAGCAUCUACAGCGUCUACGAGAAGCUGCGGAGCAAGUCGUCGCCGCAAGCGGGUGGCGCUGCGCAGUCUCAAGAAGACAAGCCCAAGGCAGGCGCACCUUCGCCAGAAUCCGAUAAGCUGAAGUCCGAAGGAAACGCCCUUAUGGCCCGCAAGGACUACAGCGGCGCCAUCGAUCAGUACACCAAGGCCCUGGAGAUUGCCCCCGCCAACCCCAUUUAUCUUUCCAACCGCGCUGCUGCCUACUCGGCGUCCAGCCAGCACGACAAGGCAGCCGAGGAUGCGGAGCUUGCGGUGUCCGUCGACCCCAAGUACUCCAAGGCAUGGAGUCGCCUCGGCCUCGCUCGUUUCGACAUGGGCGACUACAAUGCCUCGAAGGAAGCUUAUGAGAAGGGUAUUGAGGCAGAGGGCAACGGUGGCAGCGAUGCGAUGAAGCGUGGUCUCGAGACUUCAAAACGCAAGCUCGAAGAAGCCAGCCGUGCCACUGAGCCCCCUUCUGAGGAGCUGGACACUGCCCCCGGGGCAUCCCGCGGUGGCGGUGGUAUGCCCGAUCUUUCGGGCCUGGCUAGCAUGCUUGGCGGCGGCCAGGGUGGCGGCGGCGGUGGCAUGCCCGACCUGGGUUCGAUGAUGAACAACCCCAUGUUCGCCAACAUGGCGCAGAACCUGAUGAGCAACCCGGACAUGCUCAGCAAUCUCAUGAGCAACCCCCGGCUCCGUCAGAUGGCUGAGAACUUUGGCCAGGGUGGCGGCAUGCCUGACAUGUCCAGCCUGAUGAGCGACCCGAACAUUGCGGACAUGGCUCGCAACAUGAUGGGUGGUGCUGGACGAGGAGGCCAAAACUAA
Penicillium alfredii is the source of this 1038-nucleotide messenger RNA. RefSeq lists its product as uncharacterized. The transcript is spliced from 3 exons. Gene Ontology annotation, cellular component: membrane; TRC complex. The record is from RefSeq and is a predicted model, not a curated record. NCBI's taxonomy places the organism in Eukaryota, Fungi, Ascomycota, Eurotiomycetes, Eurotiales, Aspergillaceae. Gene Ontology annotation, molecular function: protein binding; molecular adaptor activity. The coding region runs from base 1 to 1038 and encodes 345 amino acids. Gene Ontology annotation, biological process: post-translational protein targeting to endoplasmic reticulum membrane.